This is a messenger RNA of Brugia pahangi, 3282 nucleotides long. The record is from the annotation of a GenBank genome assembly. Lineage: Eukaryota; Metazoa; Nematoda; Chromadorea; Rhabditida; Onchocercidae.
AUGGUGGAUUCUUUGGAAGAUGAGUACGGCACUCCAUCUUUAUCACUGAAUUUCGUGGAUACGCCGGAUGGCGAUUCCUCCUUACUUCAUGGAGCUACUCAGGAUUCACAAUUUGAAUUUGAUCAACAGUUUACACUUCCUUCACAGGGAUGGACUAGUACUCUUCCUGAAGUUGGCGGUGACCAAUCGCAGGAAUUGGUAUUUGUAGAUGAAGAAGAAUUUUCUGUACCAGGACAACUACCAACACAUGCGUGCAGAUAUUGCGGCAUACAUGACCCAGCUACAGUGGCGAUGUGCAUGGUGUGUGAGAAAUGGUUUUGUAAUGGACGUGGAAGUACGUCUGCUGGUCAUAUAGUCAUACAUUUGGUGCGUUCGCAACACAAAGAAGUUUCCCUACACAAAGAAGGUGCUCUUGGUGAAACAGUCCUGGAGUGUUAUCAGUGUGGUUCGAAGAACAUUUUUAUGCUUGGUUAUAUUCCUGCAAAAGCAGACACGGUUGUAGUGGUGCUUUGUCGUUCACCUUGUGCUAAUCAAGCUGUUUUGAAGGACCAUUCCUGGCAGGUGGAUGAGUGGAAACCUUUGAUCAGUGAUCGACAAUUGCUGUCUUGGCUUGUAAAGAUACCAUCUGAGCAGGAACAAUUAAGGGCUCGUCAGAUAAGUGCUGUACAAAUCAACCGACUUGAAGAACUUUGGAAAGAAGAUCCCAAAGCUGUGUUUGAAGAUCUGGAGAGGCCAGGCAUGGAUGAGGAACCAGAACAUGUGCAGCUAAAAUAUGAAGAUGCAUAUCAAUAUAAGCGUGUAUUUGAACCUUUAGUAAAAGCUGAAGCUGAUUAUGACCGAAGAGAAAAGGAAUCACAAACACAGAGUGUUGGUCAUGUUCGUUGGGAUAUUGGUCUCAAUCGAAAACCACAAGCUUUUUUCCAAUUGCCAAAGUUUUCGGAAGGAAGUAUGAAGCUGAUGUUGGGAGAUGAGUUGCGCUUAAAGCAUUCUCAAACUGCAGGUGGUGAGUGGAGUUCGGUUGGAUGUGUUAUCAAAAUUCCCGACAAUCAUAAUGAUGAGGUUGGGAUCGAAAUGCGUUUAAAGGCAGAGAAUGUACCCACGGAUACACGAACGAACUUUACAUGUGAAUUUGUUUGGAACUCAACAUCAUUUGAAAGAAUGCAAGCAGCGUUGUCUUUAUUGGGUCAAGAUGAAGAUUGUGUUUCACAGUUUAUCUAUCACAAGUUAAUGGGCCACGAUAUCGAUGAUAUUAUUUUUAAAGUAUCUUUGCCAAAAAGAUUUAGCGUACCGGGUUUGCCAGAGCUAAAUCACAGUCAAGUGCAUGCAGUCAAAACUGUUUUACAACGACCCUUAUCACUAAUUCAGGGACCACCUGGAACUGGCAAAACUGUGACUUCUGCUACAAUCGUAUAUCAUCUAGUAAAACAAACUAAUGGUCAAGUACUUGUAUGUGCUCCGUCAAAUAUUGCAGUUGAUCAGUUAGCUGAGAAAAUACAUCGUACAGGAUUAAAGGUUGUCCGUCUGUGUGCAAAAAGUCGUGAAACGCUUGAUAGUCCUGUUGCCUUUCUCGCGUUACAUAAUCAGCUGAGAGCUUUACAUGGUGCAGCUGAAUUGCAUAAGUUGCAGCAGUUGAAAGAAGAAAUGGGAGAAUUGGCAGAUGCUGAUGAGCGCCGCUUUCGUGCUUUGCGCAUAGCAAAGGAAUGCCAACUGUUGGCUGCUGCUGAUGUUAUCUGUUGUACAUGUGUUUCAGCUGCCGAUAGCCGUCUCUCACAUAUGAGAAUUAAAUGUGUUUUGAUUGACGAAUCAACCCAAGCUACGGAACCUGAAGUAAUGGUAGCUGUUGUUUGUGGUGUCCGGCAGUUGGUACUUGUUGGCGACCAUUGUCAGUUGGGUCCUGUUAUCAUGUGUAAGAAGGCAGCUAAAGCUGGUUUAUCACAGUCACUUUUUGAACGGCUUGUUUUGCUCGGAAAUCGUCCAAUUCGCCUACAGGUGCAAUAUCGUAUGCAUCCUGCGCUUUCUUCAUUUCCAAGCAAUGUUUUUUACGAAGGAAGUUUACAAAAUGGUGUUACGGAAGGGGAGCGACAAUUAAUUGGGAUUGAUUGGCAGUGGCCAGUGCCAGAUAAACCAAUGAUGUUUUGGAGUUGCUAUGGCCAAGAAGAGCUUAGCUCGUCAGGCACAUCAUUUCUAAACCGAACUGAGGCAGCUAACGUUGAGAAACUAGCCACUCGAUUUCUGAAAGCUGGAUUAAAACCGGAACAAAUUGGUAUAAUUACUCCUUAUGAAGGACAAAGAUCGUACAUUGUGCAGUUCAUGCAAACACAGGGUGCUUUGCAUAGUAAAUUGUAUCUGGAAAUGGAAGUUGCUAAUGUGGAUGCUUUUCAGGGCCGUGAAAAGGAUAUCAUAAUAGUGACUUGUGUUCGAUCUAAUGACCAUCAAGGCAUUGGUUUUCUGAAUGAUUCCAGACGUUUGAAUGUUGCACUAACACGUGCUAAAUUUGGUCUUAUCAUAGUCGGUAAUGCAAAGGUACUAUCGAGACAUCCACUUUGGAAUUAUUUAUUAUCAAUGUUCAAAGAAAAGGGUUGCCUCGUUGAAGGGCCACUCAAUAAUUUGAAACCGUCACCAAUUACACUUUCCAAACCGCGUCAUAUUCCUAAUAUUAUGAGUAUGAAUCGUUUCAUUCCACGUGGAGUAGUUCUGGCGAAAGAUAUGCAGGGUAAUGCAUUUGGUACUCGUAAUCGAGAUUUGCGUUCGAUACAAGAUCCAUUCGCAGCUAUUACUCACGGUCAGUUGCGACCUCAGAAUGGGAUCAACAUCCCAGUACCAAUACAGAUGUUUGUGCAGCCGCCACCUCAUUACUACCGACCCCCACUUCAUACACGUCAUGGCGAUUUAAAUUCUGUUGAUAGUACGACACGAAAUCGUAAACAUUUAGAAGGAAUAAAUAUGUUUAGUUCGCAACAGUCUCAAGAUCCCAUUUAUAUGCAGCAGCUCGGUGAAAUGUCUGGUGUAUCCCAGGAUGUAUCGGAUUGGACGCAAUCUCAGACACAGCAUGGUGCUUCUCAAGGAGGUGUUCCAUACAGCCAGGAUCAAUUAUUGGUUAGCCAAAUGGAAUCACUUUUUCUGUCACAAGAUGCAAAUGCGGAGAAUUAUAAUUUCGGUGAUCAAGCAGUAUUUCGGUUAAUCACUACUAAUAUCGAAUCGUUCGAGAAGGCAUUAUGGAAUGAAUUAUUUGAAGCUGAAAAUGAAGUUUUUCUUUUGAUCGCUGAAAAUUUUCUUCUGUGA